GACAGGAACUUUUUGCUGAUUGGUCUCAUUAAAAUGUACCCGCGUCUAACCUCCCUUCUCCGCCAUUUCCACCACCGCGAAAACCACCUCUGUCUUACUCACCUCCGCUCGGAAUCCACACAAGCCCUAGAAUAUUUUCGGCGUCGAUUAUCAGAAGAAUCCCCAAAUCUGAACGAUUUCAUUCAAUUACAGAAUAAUGAAGAGUACUCCGUCGAAGUCGGAACCAAGAAGAAGCCUCUUCCAAAACCUGAAUGGAUGAAGGAAUCAAUUCCUGGAGGUGAGAAAUACACUAAAAUUAAGAAGAAAUUGAGGGAAUUGAAGUUGCAUACUGUUUGUGAAGAAGCUCGUUGCCCUAAUUUAGGGGAAUGUUGGUCUGGUGGUGAAACUGGUACCGCUACAGCUACUAUUAUGAUUUUGGGUGAUACUUGUACUCGCGGUUGUAGAUUCUGUAAUGUCAAAACAUCUAGAACUCCUCCCCCUCCAGAUCCAAAUGAACCGACCAAUGUUGCGGAAGCUAUUGCUUCCUGGGGCCUAGAUUAUGUAGUAAUUACAAGUGUUGAUCGAGAUGAUUUACCUGAUCAGGGAAGUGGUCACUUUGCUGAAACUGUGCAAAAGUUGAAAACUUUAAAGCCAACUAUGCUUAUAGAGGCCCUCGUUCCUGAUUUCCGUGGAGAUCCUGCAUGUGUUGAGAAAGUUUCCGUAUCUGGAUUAGACGUGUUUGCUCACAAUAUCGAGACAGUUGAAGAGUUUAAGAGUGUAGUUAGAGAUCGUCGUGUAAACUUCAAGCAAUCUAUAGAUGUUCUAAAGCUAGCCAAAGAAUAUGCUCUUGCCGGUACCCUAACCAAGACGUCAAUAAUGUUGGGCUGCGGAGAAACACCUGACCAAGUGGUGAGUACGAUGGAAAAGGUGAGAGCUGCUGGUGUUGACGUUAUGACUUUCGGCCAGUAUAUGAGACCUACAAAACGGCACAUGCCAGUGUCCGAGUAUAUAACUCCAGAGGCGUUUGAGAAAUACAGAGUUCUUGGAAUGGAAAUGGGAUUUCGGUAUGUGGCUUCUGGUCCCAUGGUGCGAUCUUCAAACAAAGCUGGUGAGCUCUACAUCAAGUCGAUGAUCGAUGCAGAUCGAGCAAUCUCUUAUAAUUCGUCAAGCUCCUGUGGGCUGACUCUCUGGAGAACAUCUGUAUGUAGAGCAGAAAGUUUGGAAUUUGAUUCCUACCGUGCGCGGUUAUCGGUUGGGGGUUUCUUGACCGCGCACAUCCUUCUUUACUCCCUCCUUGAAGGGUACGGUUAUUAG
This is a messenger RNA of Amaranthus tricolor (Joseph's coat), 1293 nucleotides long. Its product is annotated as lipoyl synthase 2, mitochondrial-like. The record is from RefSeq and is a predicted model, not a curated record. Gene Ontology annotation, biological process: lipoate biosynthetic process. The transcript is spliced from 6 exons. Gene Ontology annotation, cellular component: mitochondrion. Bases 34 to 1293 code for a protein of 419 amino acids. Gene Ontology annotation, molecular function: lipoate synthase activity; 4 iron, 4 sulfur cluster binding. NCBI's taxonomy places the organism in Eukaryota, Viridiplantae, Streptophyta, Magnoliopsida, Caryophyllales, Amaranthaceae.